AUGAAGGCUCAGUGUAGGCUGCGAGUUGGCAUGCUUGGCGCCGGCGAAGUUGCUCAAGUCGUCCACCUGCCUGUGCUGUCUCUGCUGAACCACAUCUUCACGACCACCAUCAUCUGUGACCUCUCGCGCAAGAAUGCCGAGCACUGCGCCGACAAGUUUCGCAUCGCCACGGCCACCACAGACCCGAAAGACUGGCACGAGACUUAUGCCGUGGCUUCCCUUGAAGCUGGCAAUCAUGUCAUGAUCGAGAAGCCCGUGUCACUGUCCGUUCCAUCCGUGGAGCAUGUCAUUGCAGCAGAGGCAAAGGCCAAGAACACCGAUUUCCCAGCAGAGGCAGGCAAGGCACGCUCGGAGCGCCUCGACAGUCUUUAUGCCGAAGCAUUCCCAAAUCAGUAUAUAACCGUGGAGCAUGUGAAGUAUGGCCGCUUCCUGGGCAGCUUGGGAUCCCACGAUAUCUCCCUCAUGAGAGAGGCACUCGGCUUCCCGGAAUCUGUUAGCGGUGUCUCGGUCAAUGAGCCGUUCUACACAGCAAUCCUCAGCUUCCGCAACAAGUCGGGAGUCGAGCCAUUCUCCGUUACAUACGAGUCUGGUAUCGACGCUGUGCCCGAUUUCGACGCACACUUGGCCGUGUAUGCCGAGAGGAAGCGGGUGAUGAUCAAGUAUGACUCGCCGUACGUCAAAGGCUUGCCCACCAAGGUCUUGGUGUCGGAAUUGAACGAGGCGGGCGAGCUGCAGACGCGGGAGAUACUGAGCUCGUACGAGGAUUCCUAUACCGCUGAGCUGCAGGAGAUGUACGCGUGCAUAGUGAACGGGCAGGAGAUUAAGACGACCGUCACUUCGCUAAGCGCUAUGUAUCUUGGUAGUGAAAAGGAAAGCUUUAAAGUCGGCAAAGUUAAACAGCCCAUCGUAGACGAGCCAAAAGCACCCGCGCCUAACCCUAACAAGCCGGAUGGUAGUAAUAGAACUAAAGGCGGAGGUACGGAUGAAGGCGACACCGAUUCUUCUGCUUCGUCAUUAGGGGCCCCGGCAUUAUGUAUAUUGGUUGUCACGUUGGCAUCUGCUUGGGGUUUUAUAUAG
This is a messenger RNA of Anthostomella pinea, 1077 nucleotides long. NCBI's taxonomy places the organism in Eukaryota, Fungi, Ascomycota, Sordariomycetes, Xylariales, Xylariaceae. The record is from the annotation of a GenBank genome assembly.